Molecule: messenger RNA, 3945 nt
Organism: Lynx canadensis (Canada lynx)
Lineage: Eukaryota; Metazoa; Chordata; Mammalia; Carnivora; Felidae
Gene: ADGRG4
Product: adhesion G protein-coupled receptor G4
Exons: 4
Coding region: 1-3945 (1314 amino acids)
Source: RefSeq, a predicted model, not a curated record
AUGGACAGUUCAGAAAUAGCUCACUGGCAGGUGGAUGAUGCACUUUCACUGAAAGGAAAAAGACUGGAUUUUUAUGGAAGAGCUGACACGUACGUGAGCCUGACCAACACGGUUCCUGAACUCAGUCGAUUCACAGCAUGCAUUGACCUGGUAUUCGUGGAUGACAAAUCAAGCGGUUGGAUGGCCUUCUCCUAUAUUACUAAUAACACCUUCCUGGGCAGAGAAGACGUAGACCUUGGACUUGCAGGAGACCAUCAGCAGCUAAUACUGUCCAACUCGGGGAGGACUUUUUAUAUCCGUUACCAACUGACUCCGUUUCAGUGGCAUACGAUCUGCUUGAUAUGGGAUGGUGUCAAGGGCAGAUUAGAGCUCUUCCUGAAUACAGAAAGGAUACUGGUAGUGAUGGAUCAACCACAAAGCCUGACACCUAAUGGGACUCUGAUUCUAGGACAUUUUCUCAAGAACUGGGACAGCCAGGUUAAAAGCCCACUGCCUGGCUUCGCUGGCAGCUUGUACUACUUUCAACUCUGGGACCACGUCCUGGAAAAUGAGGACUUUAUGAAGUGUUUGGGUGGAAACGUAGUUAGUUGGGAAGAAGACGUUUGGCUCAUCAACAAGAUCAUCCCAACUGUUGACAUGAGACUGCGCUGCUUUGUUUAUGAAAAUAUAACAACUCAAGAAAUGAGUACAACUCUUUCUCAGCAAAUAGAUGUGACAACUCCAUCCCAAGUUACUGGACUAAAACCGCAAGAGACAGUAUAUUCUUCUACAAUGAUGUUUAAAAGCACGCCUGUAUUUGCAACUGAUUAUGCAACCGUAUCAUAUUCCAAUACAACGUCUCCACUUCUGGAAACAGUGACUGCCCCCAAAUUAUUAAAGACAUCCGUAGCGGGGACUGCUAGAUUCACGGCAGACAGUUUGUCAACUUCAGCAGCCAUCACUCUGCCUACCAAGGGUACCUCCACAGGCGCUACCACCAAUUCCAUGAAAAUAACUAAAUCCCCAUCUUCAGAGAGCACCGGGACAACAAAAAUGGCUGAAGCCAUUGCUACUGAGACAUUUCCUCAAACUGCAGCUACUAAUUUUCCGUACACAUCUGGAUUUACCAAGGAUUCAAUUAUACCCAAAACUUCAGUGACUGGAUCUCAGUCGGCCAUUAUGAAGACAACAUCUGCAUUCUCAUCUGUUGAGUCAACACCCGUAUCUACAACAUCUUGGCCCAAGCAGAAAUCCACAGGUACUGAGGCACUUUCUAUCUUCACAGCUAGCCAGGAGUUUCUUACAUCUACAGAUGCUGGAACAGUGCCUCGGUCCACGGUGGAACAGACUCCGGCUACAGCUACUCAUGUUGGGACUGUAUCCGCAUUCCCACCCGGGUCUGUGCUCAUCUCCACAGUUGCUCCAGGGCAUUCUGUAUUUCCUAGAAAUCGGACAGCAGCGACACUGGCAAUAACUGACACAGAAAUAACAUCUACAGUUCAUUCAAAACCACUCCCAACGAGGCCCGUUGAGAUGAUGCCUGUGCCAAGAACAGCUGAGGCAGAAUUGACAUCUAUAGAUUUCCAGGACGUCUCUUCACCCAGAAUGGAGGAUACGAUAUCUACUUUCAUACCAGAAAAGGCCUCUUCUAUGGCCCUUUCUUUCAGGACAUCCUCUCCAUUCACCGGAGCUCAGGAUGUACAGACAGUUAGUGACGCUGAGACUACACAUCCAGCCUCGACUCCUGGAGUCACACCUGCCGCCACGGUGGCUGAAACUGUGCUCCCCCCCACAACAGCUGGGCCGACACAUACCCAGAAUACCCCCACAGAUGGUGGAAACAUGCCCUCUUUGAAUUCUACUAGAUCAGCUUCCACAGUCAAGGCAUAUGAGUCUGGUCCCACAUCCAUAACUGAUGACGGUGCCCAACUACUCUCCACCGGUGAAGCCACUUGGGCUUCCAGGCCAGACCAGACCCUGCUGACACUAGCAUUCCAUGGGAGUGCUUCUAAUGCAGAACAUUCGUCCACAACCAGUCCUGUUGGUUUCCCACCAGAAGCACCCUCAGAAAGUGAGGCUACCCCUGUCGCCGAUGCUAUUAUUACCGCUGAUGGUACUACAGACAGAUACACAACAGCUCUAUCCAACUCGACGGCUUCGUGGUUGUUUGUUAACUUCUCCACAGUUUCAAGACCCGCAUCUGUAACCACACUGCCUGAGUUUAAACUUACCACCUUCCUACUAAAAACUACCCCUAUGUCUACAGCAGCUGGAAGUGAGGUUCUUUCAACGCCAAGGGAGACAGUUGCUCCCCCAGUAGGUGCAUCUACCGUUGCUGACACUGAACCAAAUUUUUCUACUGGGGAGAGCGCUUCUGAGACCAUCCUAACAGAGACAAGUGGUACGAUUGCAUGUGGAGGGACAACGGCCCCCGUAGCAGAGUCUGCAAAAACACAAAGAUAUGAGGCUACUGUGACAAGGAAAGAAACAGCUGCCCAUUGUCUUGAGGGAAAAUCAACUAUAGCAGUGACAACUGAGCGUCCUCCAUCUGCAACAAUGCCGGAAGCAACGGAUGAAUCUGCACAAAGGGUAACAGCUUCUGUCGCCAUUUCCCCUUUUCCCGAUAUAGAAAAGUUGACUACCCCAUUGGAGAAUAGAACUGCAACUACUGAGGUGAGAGGAAGUUGGCUUUCUACGAAAUCGAUGAAGACCACACCAAAGAGUUCAUACGAUGGGACCACAGAAAUCUUUAAUUCCACCCACACCUACACAGCACAUCGGACUUCAGAGGCUCCGCCUGAGGGGAAUCCAACCCCAUCUCCCAUUUCUGGGAGCGCACAGACAUUCCCUGAACCCUUGGGCGCUUCCACCAGAAGGAUUUUGGGGACCAGCUUUGCCACUAUCCCUACAGACAUGACAGCUAUGUCCUUGCCUGCUGGCAUCUUGCCUCCGCAGCCUACAGCUACCCAUUCCUCAGCAACCCCUGUGCCAUCAGCUCCUGUGGCCACAGCUUCAGUGUCACCUUUGGGCCAGACUGCUUCGGCAACCAGCCACGGCAUGCCUACACACGGACGCUCGAUUCACACCACUUCAGAAGCCACAGUGAUCGCCGUCAGUAAAACACCCGCGACAGUCCUCUCUCUGACAGAACGUCCAGUCCCCUCGUGGAGACCUCCCACUCCCUUGGCAACUAAGGCUGAGACCACCCAUCGCCUCACCUCGGCUGACACAGUAACCCCAUUUACACCCACUCUUGUCUGCUCUAAGUCCAUCUCUGACAACAUUCCUGUUGUGUCCUCCACCCGUGUGAUCUCAACUCGGUUUACACCAGUGACGACCCGACCUGUAUCUCAAGUGGAGGAGACUUCCACCCACGCUCUCAGCUUUCUGCACACUCUCAGCAGUAGUGGGGAUGUUGUUAGCUUGGCGACCAGCACCACAGAAACCUCUGUUGUUAACGAGACCAUGUCCUCAGACACGUCUGCCCAUAAGGCUAGUACUUCAGUAGAUGAUCACAUUUCUCAAUCUUCAGCGCAUCUUGGAAACACACUGGUCCCCACCCUAUUAGUGACUGACGUUUCUACCUUGCCUUCUGACAAAGAGCAGAUGACCACAUCCCUGGGAAACACCUCUGGAACUAUGGAGGGGACAGAAAUGUCCCCGGCGGAGAAUCCUUUUAUUUCAGAUUCCCAGAGUACUUCAUCCUUGGAAAUGACAGAUACAGGAGCUGCUGAGAGCCCAGCAAUUUCCACCCAUCAAACACGUUCACCUUCAGACUUCCCACUUGCAACUCCACCUGACAGGAUUUCAGCUUCACCUCCCGCUUCUGGGAGUAUACAGACUACAUCUACCUCUCUCUCAAGCCACACAGGAGAUGCUCACAUUCCAGAAAUGUCUACCGUCACUUCCGGGACAACCAGACCCUUCAUCAACAUCUUCAAGAUCUAUCCCUAUCACUUUGGCUGA